CACCAUUAUUUGUCCUCACAAAAACAAAGGUCUUUCUUCAACUCACUUCUACUACACAAUAUGGAAUCCUCUGCAAUACUACCACUUUCUCAGCUUCCUUAUGUGUACCCUGCAACACCUAACACCAACAAAGCUUAUCCUUUUUGGCCUUGCAAGCGAAGGACCUCACAACCAACACGCUUACACUGCAGCAAGAUGUUUGUACCUGGAUUCGGAGAAGCAUCACCGGAAGCAAAGGCUGCUAAAAACCUCCACAAUUUCUUCACCUACGUAGCAGUCAAGAUUGUUGCUGCUCAACUUGAGAGCUACAAUCCUGAAGCAUAUGAAGAGCUGAUGGAAUUUCUUAGCAGACACUCGUUGAAUGAUGGUGACAAGUUCUGUGCCAGUAUGUUCAGAGAAUCAUCAAGACAUAAGAAUUUAGCCCUACGCAUAAUGGAGGUGCGAUCAGCAUACUGCAAAAAUGAUUUUGAAUGGGACAACUUGAAGCGCCUAGCUUUGAAGAUGGUCACCGACUCAAACACGAGGCUCAUGAAGGAUUAUGUCUUAGAAACCAGUUCUGCUGAAACCGAGAAGUGAAUAGGCUUGCAGCAAUGCGUUAGCCCCUUCAUUCCCUCUAUCGAACAGGAGCUAGGGCAACUUACCUAUUUAUAAAUACUGGAAAGAACUCCAUCCACAUGGUUCUCGAUCAAUUUUAUAUUCCAGUAUUGGCAAGGUUGUGAUACCAAAAAAAAGUUUUGGAUUGUAAAAUGGUUAGAGUAAGUCGUGAUACAAAUUGACAAUCAAACAGAAUAUAUUGUUAACCCUCCAUGACUUAUUGGGAUUCUUGGAGGUUGGAGCACCAGGAUUGCUGACUCCCUUACAAAUAAGAACAUUUCAAGCAGAUAUAAAUUAUCUUAUUGCGA
Messenger RNA from Cajanus cajan (pigeon pea), 902 nucleotides. RefSeq names its product Chaperonin-like RbcX protein (gene RBCX1). Lineage: Eukaryota; Viridiplantae; Streptophyta; Magnoliopsida; Fabales; Fabaceae. The record is from RefSeq and is a predicted model, not a curated record. Gene Ontology annotation, molecular function: protein folding chaperone. Gene Ontology annotation, biological process: ribulose bisphosphate carboxylase complex assembly.